AUAGAAAGUUACGUUACGCCACGCCGCUUUCGCGGGAGACUUGAUGUGGCUCGCGGCCGAUCAAGAAAGCCUUGCUCCAGCUAAUGUUAGAGACCGCAAACCGCCAUACCUGCCAUUGUAAAGCAGGUUAUCAGAAAUUUCGCAUCAUGCGCCGAUCGGGAGCUCCCAGCCAGCAGUAUGGAAAUGUGACCAAGAGGCCCAGGUUUGUUCCCCCGGGGGCCACCCAGUCCAGCCCAGGUCCCAGGCCAGAGCCAGCAGCAAAACAACCUCAGCCCAUGGCAUGCAGCACAAUUAACCAGGUACGGAAGUCUGUUCCUGAGCAGAAACGUGAAGCUUCUGUCCUGUCUAAUGCACUGGCAAAAAUUCUAAAUGCUGUUCCACUGGGAGAGUCCAAAGAGAAUUGCACAGUGCUGCAGAAUUGCUCCCCUUUACCCUGCAGUGAGCAGCAUCCCCCAGAGGACAAACUCAGCACUGGUUUCCAGCGCCCAUUGGAGGACCCCCUGCCUCCAUGUCCCAGCAGGCCUGGCGUUUCUCCCCCGGGUCAGGACCCCCCGCGCGUGUCGCAGACGGGUCACGCCGGGCCGGACUGCGGCGCCAGGUACUUCAGUGUGAUGUGGUGCAAGGCGUCCAAGAAGAAGCACAAGAGGUGGGAGGGGGACGCGGUGCUGGUGGCGCGGGGGCGGAGCGUCGUCCUGAAGGACAUGGAGGGCAAGGACAUCGGGAGAGGCACCGGCUACAAGUCCUCGGAGCUGGAGAGCCUGACGGAGGGCCAGUCUCUGAUGGUGGGCGGGAAGGAGGUGGAGGUGAUGGGCACCGUCUCCGCGGAGGACUUCCGUAGCGGACGCUGCUUCCAGGAGGCGGGGACCGAGACGUCGGCGACGGAGGCCCCGCCCGUUCGAAACCCCGUAUCCAAGCCCUUUUCCAGACCCUCGCUGAAGGGGGGCGGGGUGAACCAGCGAGCCCCGCCCCCAGAGGGGCUGGCCUGCGGGCCUCGACACGACCCUCUUGCACCAGGAGCCCUAGUCAUGCCAAGGCCCACAGAGAACCACCAGUGGGUGUUUAACAAAGCUGGCCUGCCCGUGGUGGACGUCGUGGUGGACCCGCACCUCACCGCACACCUCAGGCCCCACCAGAGGGAGGGCGUGGUCUUCCUGUACGAGUGCGUCAUGGGAAUGAGAGCGGGUUCCCGGCACGGGGCGAUCCUGGCGGACGAGAUGGGCCUGGGGAAGACCCUGCAGUGCAUCGCGCUGGUGUGGACGCUGCUGCGGCAGGGGCCCUAUGGGGGCCGGCCGAUGGCCCGCCGCGUGCUGGUGGUCACCCCCGGCAGCCUGGUGAAGAACUGGGCGGCCGAGUUCCAGAAGUGGCUGGGGAGGGAGAGGAUAAGCGUCUUCACUGUGGAUCAGGAGCAUUUUCUUAAACCUUUUUCAAAGUCAGUGAUUAAAAUUGUGAUGCCUGUGCGCGUGCUGGUGAUCAGCUACGAGAUGCUGCUGCGCUCGGUGGAGCAGGUGGAGCGGGUGGAGUUCAGCCUGGUCAUCUGCGACGAGGGCCACCGGCUGAAGAACAGCAGCAUCAAGACCUCGUCCGCCCUCAGCGGCCUGGCCUGUGUGCGCAGGGUCAUCCUCACGGGGACUCCGGUUCAGAACGACCUGCAGGAGUUCUACUCCAUCAUUGAGUUUGUGAACCCAGGGGUGCUGGGCUCGUCUGCGGCCUACAGGAAAGUGUACGAGGAGCCCAUCCUCCGGUCCCGCCAGCCCUCCGCCACCGAGGAAGAGAGGCGCCUGGGGGAGGAGCGCGCGGCGGAGCUGGGCCGCCUCACGGGCCUGUUCAUCCUGCGCCGCACGCAGGAGAUCAUCAACCGCUACCUGCCGCCCAAGCGGGAGUGGACCCUCUUCUGCCGGCCCGCGCCCCUGCAGCUGGAGCUGUACCGCCGCCUCCUGUCCCACCGCCUGGUCCGCGCCUGCCUGCAGGGGGCGCUGGAGAACAGCCCGCACCUGGCCUGCAUCGGGGCCCUCAAGAAGCUCUGCAACCACCCCGGCCUGCUCUACGCCACCAUCCAGGAGAAGGAGUCUGUACGAGUGGAACAUUCCGGUUCAGAGGUCUCCCUGUAUGAAGGCUUGGGGGAGCUGUUCCCCGAGGCCUACUCCACCGGCCUUAACAUCGGCGACUCCGGCAAGCUCCUGGUCCUCACCGACCUGCUGGCUGCCGUCCGCCAACUCAGCCCCUCCGACAGGGUGGUGCUGGUGUCCAACUACACCCAGACCCUGGACCUGCUGGGGGACAUGUGCUCUCACCUGGGCUACAGCUGCUGCCGGCUGGACGGACAGACGCCGGUGGCCCAGAGGCAGAAGCUGGUGGACCGGUUCAACGGCAGGUUCGCCACGGAAUUCGUCUUCCUGCUCAGCUCCAAGGCCGGGGGCGUGGGGCUCAACCUGGUCGGCGCCUCCCACCUGGUCCUGUACGACGUUGACUGGAACCCGGCCAAUGACAUGCAGGCGAUGGCCAGAGUGUGGAGAGACGGACAGAAGAAGACCGUCCACAUCUACCGCUUCCUCACCGCAGGCACCAUAGAGGAGAAGAUCUACCAGAGGCAGGUGAGUAAGCAGGGUCUCUCGGGCGCGGUGGUGGACCUGUCCAAACGGGCCGAGCACAUCAGCUUCUCCAGCGAGGAGCUGCGCGACCUCUUCACCCUGCACGAGGACUCGGACUGCGUGACCCACGACCUGCUCAGCUGCGGCUGCCACGGCGACGGCAGUCAGCCGGGUGCGGUUGAGGAGGCGAGACCCGUGGAGGAGAGGCCCUGUCAGCUGGGUCGCCGUGGUGACAGGCGCAGCUCGCAGAAGCACCUUACCAUGUCCGAGCUCAUGCAGUGGAGACACUAUUCGGGCAAGGUCCCCUCCUUCUCUGACGCCUACCUGGACAGAGCGAGGACCCACGUCACAUUCGCCCUCCAGAGCGCCACCACUGAGGGGGAGGUCCCUUCCGCGCCAGGCCCCGCCCACAUCUGACAACAGAGGAAAAAACCACUCCCCAAGUUUGACGGUCAGCCUUCAUUUGGAAAAGCUUAAAUCACUGGUGUCUACAAAGACUGUAUUGGAUGGACACAUUAAACAAUUGUCAUUUUUAAUAAAUUCUGUUUUGGAAUGUUUACGGUCAUAUUUUUGUCAUUGUUGUCAAAAGUGUAUGAAAUUAUGUUUAACCAUCAAAUAAAUUACAUUUUAUUUAAGAAA
Anguilla rostrata (American eel) is the source of this 3227-nucleotide messenger RNA. It is a transcript of the gene rad54b, whose product is annotated as RAD54 homolog B. Gene Ontology annotation, cellular component: nucleus. Lineage: Eukaryota; Metazoa; Chordata; Actinopteri; Anguilliformes; Anguillidae. The record is from RefSeq and is a predicted model, not a curated record. The transcript is spliced from 17 exons. Gene Ontology annotation, molecular function: DNA translocase activity; ATP binding; ATP-dependent chromatin remodeler activity. The coding region runs from base 84 to 3005 and encodes 973 amino acids. Gene Ontology annotation, biological process: double-strand break repair via homologous recombination; reciprocal meiotic recombination.